Molecule: messenger RNA, 1853 nt
Organism: Eurytemora carolleeae
Lineage: Eukaryota; Metazoa; Arthropoda; Copepoda; Calanoida; Temoridae
Product: transient receptor potential cation channel protein painless
Exons: 17
Coding region: 172-1716 (514 amino acids)
Biological process (GO): transmembrane transport; monoatomic ion transport
Cellular component (GO): membrane
Molecular function (GO): monoatomic ion channel activity
Source: RefSeq, a predicted model, not a curated record
CAAACAUGUUAUUUGUUUACUGUUAAGGAUGUUAACGGCAACACACCUCUCCACUAUGCAGUACAAUUCUGGGACCAAGAAACUGUUACAAAACUUUUGCUAUUAGGAGCAAAUAUUGGAUUGAAAAAUAUACUGGGCGAGGCUCCAAUUUCCUCAAUUCUGCCGGAAACUAUGGAAGAUUUUCUGAAUAACCACUGUAUUUCAUCAAAGGGAAAUCCAACCAACGACGACUUUAGGAUAACUUUCAAAUAUGAUUUCCUGGCCCCGCCUCGAGAAAGCCUGCCGCGACAACUGCGAGCAGAGACAUCUAUGAACAAACUUGGAAGCUCAGCAGCUGAUGAAUUCCUUGAGGAAGGACAAGAUGGUACAACACAUCCAGAAACUGAAGUGCUUUGGUAUAUGGCGGGUUCUAAAGAGCACAGGUAUCUGCUCAAGCAUCCAGUUAUUACCAGUUUCUUGUCUCUCAAGUGGGGCCGGAUAUCCUACCAUUACAACAGUAACCUACUCUUCUAUACCCUACUAGUUGGAGUUCUCACAAGCUACAUAUUCGCUAACUAUGGGGGUCAAGCCUUAGGUGUUCAACCUCCACUCUGCCCAAACCAAACUAAUAGUUCAGGUUCUCCUGGAAAUUCCUUGAACUCCUACCAAAGCGGACUCUGGUGGACUCUUCUAGUACUAAUUAUUCUUCUUGGGAUCAGAGAGGUAUUCCAGUUUAGUAUAUCUGCUGCUAGAUAUUUCCAUAGUGUUGAGAAUAUUAUUGAGGUUGCGCUGGUUCUGAGUGUUGGACUGCUGCUUGGCUACGGAGCUCCAGGUUGCCAUGUUCAGAUGAAACGAGAGCUAUCCUCUGCAGCUCUCAUGUUCUCCUGGAUUGAGCUGGUUACCAUGGUUGGAAGGCAUCCUAUCCUUACAACAUACAAUACCUACCUUACAAUGUUCUACAGAGUUUUAAAAACGUUUCUUCAGUUCCUGGCCUGGUACUCCUUGUUCCUUCUCGCGUUCUCCCUCUCCUUCUAUAUACUCCUUCAUUCAAACCAGGACGAGGCAAGCGAAUACAUUUACUUUGAUCAUAUUGGAUUAACUAUUGUUAAAAUCUGCUCCAUGUUUAUCGGAGAACUAGAGUUCUCUGAUCUCCCACUUUCCUCUGCUUACAGUUACAUUUUCUUCCUCAUUUUCAUCUUCCUUAUUGUUGUUGUACUCAUGAAUCUUCUCAACGGUUUAGCGGUUAGUGAUACUGGUUUAAUCCGUGAAGAUGCCGAGAUACAUUCUCACGUUUGUCGGGUUGAAGUUAUAUCAGCUGCAGAGGCAACAAUACUAGGAGAUCCAGCUCAUAUACUUACAGGCCCAGGAAAACUAUUCCCAACAUGUGGACUUCGUAGGAAGCUUGGAACAAUGUUCAGGACUAGAACUGUAUUGCAGAGGGUUCUGGGUGGUACCGGAGUCAUGUUAUUCUACUCCGUCCUACCAGAUAAACAGCUCGUCAUUUAUCCAAAUAGAAAAUCUUUACUCUGCUCUCCUUGUCUCUCAUCUAAGGAAGUUGGACGGGAAAUAGUGGAUUCAGCUAAGAACCUAGUUCUCCGACUAUCCCGGGAAAACCAGGAGAAGCAAGGAUGGGAACAGGCGAUCAAGGAAAUAAGGUUGAAACAAGAGUCGAUGGAGGAGAAAAUGGACAGAGUUCUUGUCAAACUUGAAAACAUUUCAAACAGUCUUAAACUUUAAAUAUUAUUAUUCAAUAUUCAAUAUAUAGUAAUAGUUGUAAACUUUACACACAACGGCUUAAUAGAGAUGAACUCGGAUAUUGUGUUUGUAUCGUUUGAAAUAUUUACACACAACGGCUUAAUAGAGGUAAACUCGGA